Molecule: messenger RNA, 1206 nt
Organism: Tetrahymena thermophila SB210
Lineage: Eukaryota; Ciliophora; Oligohymenophorea; Hymenostomatida; Tetrahymenidae
Product: integral membrane protein
Exons: 5
Biological process (GO): protein folding in endoplasmic reticulum
Cellular component (GO): EMC complex; membrane
Source: RefSeq, a predicted model, not a curated record
GUGAGAAAAUAUAUGCAAUAAAUAAAUAAUAAUAUAUUUGAUUAAUUAAAUCAAAAUUUAAUAGAUUUAUUGUAAUUUUAGUUUUUAGGAAACAAUACUAGAUUGAUAGAUAGUAAAAAUCCAUAAGGAGAGAUAAUGUAAGAUAUAGUUAUAGAUCAUAAAAUUAGAGAUUGGGUUUUCUUCCCCAUCGUUAUUGUCAUGAUUAUGGUUACUUUGAUUAGACAUUACUUGACAAUUAGUGGCAACAAAGUUUAGAUUCCAAAGGCAAGUUCAAAGACUGAAUAAGUUGAUGUCAGCGAUAAGUUGCAAUUAAUGAGAUGUUAAAACUUGGUUAAGCACGGAGGUUUAUUGAAAGAAGCUUCUUUCAAUCGCAGAAAGUAUCAUUUAUGUAAGGACAGAACAAAAGGUUAUUUAGUUGAAAGAGGUGAAAGACCUGCUCCUGAAACAAAUAAUAAUGGCGCUCCUCAAAUGCCUAUGAAUUCUAACCAAAUGAUGGAUAUGCUUAAGGGUAAUAUCACUAUGGCCGUACCUAUGAUCGUUCUUUUCAGUUGGGUCAGAUAUCUCUUUUCAGGUUUCAUCGUUGCACGUGUUCCUUUCCCUUUAACCUAAAAGUUCAGAUAAAUGCUUUAAAGUGGUAUGAAUAUGAUGAAUUUAAAUGUCAGAUACGUUUCUUCUUUGUCUCUUUACUUCUUGGUCUUAUCUUCUCUUUCAUAGUUGAUCAGUAUUUUCUUAAAAAAUGAAGACGAAUCCGAAUCAGACCUCAGAGCCAAAGAAUCUUUGACUAGAAGAAUCAAGCCUGCUAUGCCUGGUAUGGGAGGCAUGAUGGGUGGCAUGGGUGGUUUAGGAAACAUGAUGAACCCAAUGGAAUAAAUGAAUCAAAUGAAAGGCAUGUUUGGUCAAUAAUAAAAUAACUAAACUGGAUCUGCUAACCAAAAGUUCUUCUAAAAUGAAAAAGAAAAUCUUGAACUUCAACAAUAUUAAGGCUUCCUUGAUGAUGCUGAAGAUUAACUCAUCAAAAAAUAUAAGUCUAUGCUUAGAAGAUGAUCAUGAGUGUUGCUUGACAAAUAGCUAUUUAAUUUAAAUAUUAAAAAAUAUUCAUUCAUUAACUCAAAUUUAUUUUCAAAUAUCAAUAUUUGUUUUUUUGUUUGCCUUCAGCAUUUUUUGGCUUAAUCAAUCAAUAUUUCAAUAUUUUAAAUUUACAUCUAA